Molecule: messenger RNA, 2272 nt
Organism: Linum trigynum
Lineage: Eukaryota; Viridiplantae; Streptophyta; Magnoliopsida; Malpighiales; Linaceae
Source: the annotation of a GenBank genome assembly
AUCGCUUACAUUGCAAAAAAUACCACCAAGGGCAGUGCCCCCUGGCCGAGCUAAUUAUUCCAAACCCUAAGCCUAAGAGGUUGGGUUUCCCAGAUAUCAUGCACCAAAGCAACAAAGUACCCAAUAUCCCUACCUCUGCACCAUAGAGGCGGAUACCCAAGAGCUCUCACUAUCGAGUUUCGAUUUCAAUUAAGGAUCAAGUCUUCCAAAGACAAUGACAAAAUUCCUGGUGGAUGAUCGAUUUAAAGAAACCCAGGACCAACAACUAAAACAAUGUAUUUUGCAUUCAUGACAUCAUUAUUUAACAUGAUACAUCAUAGUGUCAUUUCUAAAAAAACAUGUGCAUCUUUACUUUACACAUGCAUUGAGCAUCUCAUCAGAACCUCAGAAGUUGUCUGUUUCAACUUUCAAAGUCUACCAAGAUCCAAGAAAAUAUCGCAUCUAAUUUCGUACUAGAAAACCUGAAGUCCCCGCGUCGGCGAACGCUAUAUAAACACGUCUCGCGUUGGCAAACGCUAUACAAAACACGUCCUCGCGUUGAUGAACGCUAUAUAGAAGCACGUGCCCGCGUUGGCGAGCGCUAUAUAAACACGUCCUCGCGUUGGCGAGCGCUAUAUAAACACGUCCCCGCGUUGGCGAGCGCUAUAUAAACACGUCAUCGCGUUGGCGAACGCUAUAUAAACACGUCCUCGCGUUGGCGAACGCUAUAAAAACACGUCCCCGCGUUGGCGAGCGCAAUAUAAACACGUCCCCGCGUUGGCGAGCGCUACAUAAACACGUCCCCGCGUUGGCGAACGCUAUAAAAACACGUCCCCGCGUUGGCGAGCGCUAUAUAAACACAUAGACCAUCUUGGCAACUUGUUCCGUCGACUAUGACGGACACAAAAAAUUACAUGAUAAAUUUGUUUCGUCAACUAUUACGAGUAAAGCAAAACUUGUUCCGUCGACUAUCACGGACAUUACAAAAACUACCUAGCCAAUUUGCUUCGUCGACUAUCACGAGCAAAUUAAAACCCCCCUACUAAAUUCGUUCCGUCGACUAUCACGGGCAAUUUAGAAAUCCUAGUCAAUAUGCUUCGACGACUAUCACGAGCAAAUUAAAAAACCCCUUCUAAAUUUGUUCCGUCGACUAUCACGGGCAAUUUAGAAAUCCUAGUCAAUAUGCUUCGACGACUAUCACGAGCAAAUUAAAAAACCCCUUCUAAAUUUGUUCCGUCGACUAUCACGGGCAAUUUAGAAAUCCUAGUCAAUAUGCUUCGUCGACUAUCACGAGCAAAUUAAAAAACCCCUUCUAAAUUUGUUCCGUCGACUAUCACGGGCAAUUUAGAAAACCUAGUCAAUUUGCUUCGUCGACUAUCACAAGCAAAUUAAAACCCUCAUGAUAAACUUGUUUCGUCGAUUAUCACGGACAAUUUAAAGAACCUAGUCAAUUUGCUUCGUCGUCUAUCACAAGCAAAUUAGACCCCUGCUAAACUUGUUCCGUCGACUAUCACGGGCAGGGCAAAAAUUACCUUGUCAAUUUGCUUCGUCGGCUAUCACGAGCAAAUUUAAAACCUCCUUCUGAAGUUGUUCCGUCGGCUAUCACGGGCAGUUUAGAAAACCAAGUCAAUUUGUUUCGUCGGCUUUCACGAGCAAUUGAAAUCCUUCCUUCUAAAAGUUGUUCCGUCGAUCAUCACGGGCAACCUAGAAAAAACUUCACCCACUCUGCAUACCGCAAGGGGGAACCAAAAUCCCAAGUCUGCUCUACCGCCAUGGGAAUAAAUCUAUACCCACUAUGCUCACCACACCGGGCAACCAAAUUCCAAAGUCUUCCCUACAGCCACGGGAACAAAUCAACAACUCACGGGAGCUGAGGAGCGCCCCUACCAUUCAAUACCUCACGGGAGCUGAGGAGCACCCCUGCCAAAUCAAUACCUCACAGGAGCUGGCGAGCCCCUCUAUCAGUCAACAACGUACGGGAGCUGAGGAGCGCCCCAACCAUUCAAAACCUCACAGGAGCUGGCGAGCCCCUCCAUCAGUCAACAACGCAUGGGAGCUGAGAAGCGCCCCUACCAUUCAAUACCUCAUGGGAGCUGAGGAGCGCCCCUACCAUUCAAUACCUCAUGGGAGCUGAGGAGCACCCCUACCAUUCAAUACCUCACAGGAGCUGGCGAGCCCCUCUACCAAUCAACAACGCACGGGAACGUCAUGAUCUGCAUUCGUGACGCAAACAACUACAAGCAGUACUCACAACACUCAUGUAUCACUUUCUGAAUAUAUAACAAAAUCGACA